Cynara cardunculus var. scolymus (artichoke) is the source of this 1407-nucleotide messenger RNA. Its product is annotated as fructose-1,6-bisphosphatase, chloroplastic-like. The transcript is spliced from 4 exons. Gene Ontology annotation, biological process: gluconeogenesis; fructose 1,6-bisphosphate metabolic process; fructose metabolic process. Gene Ontology annotation, molecular function: fructose 1,6-bisphosphate 1-phosphatase activity. The record is from RefSeq and is a predicted model, not a curated record. The coding region runs from base 1 to 1242 and encodes 413 amino acids. Gene Ontology annotation, cellular component: cytoplasm; cytosol. Lineage: Eukaryota; Viridiplantae; Streptophyta; Magnoliopsida; Asterales; Asteraceae.
AUGGCUGAAUCAACUCCAUUUCCAAUUUCCUCUUCGACCACCCUCACCUUCUCAACCACCUCCACUUCCAUCUCCCACCUCCGCCCCUUCCACCAUCAAACCCAACCUUACUGCUACAUCACCGGAAAACCCAUCUCCUCCCUUCGUUGUCAGGCGGUUGCCGGAGCCGCUCCUGCUACUCCGGCCGCCGCCACCACCACCCCCAUAAAGAAAAAGAACAGAUACGAGAUCGAAAACCUAACCACAUGGCUGCUAAAGCAAGAACAAGCUGGUCAUAUAGACGCAGAAUUGACCAUCGUUCUAUCGAGCAUUUCAUUGGCUUGUAAGCAAAUUGCAUCAUUGUUACAGAGAUCCAGUAUCAUCAAUUUGACUGGAGCUCAGGGCACCAUCAACAUCCAGGGCGAAGACCAGAAGAAACUCGAUGUCAUCUCUAAUGAGUUGUUCUGCAACUGCUUGAGAUCAAGUGGCCGGACCGGGAUCAUCGCAUCGGAGGAGGAAGAUGUGCCGGUGGCGGUGGAGGAAACCAACUCGGGGAACUACAUUGUCGUGUUCGACCCUAUUGACGGAUCCGCCAAUAUCGACAUUGCCUUGACCACUGGUUCGAUAUUUGGUAUAUACGCCCCCGAUGAGCAAUGCCUUGUUGAUUACGAUAACGAUACUCUCGACCAGUCUAAAGAAAAGUGUAUCGUGAGCGUUUGCCAGCCCGGAAGCAACUUAUUAGCAGCCGGAUACUGCUUAUAUUCAAGCUCGGUGGUGUUCACCAUUUCCAUAGGGAACGGAGUUCACGGAUUCACCCUCGAUCCCGCAUACGGCGAGUUCGUUCUAACACACGAGGACAUCAAGAUACCGAAAUCGGGCAGAAUUUACUCGUUUAACGAAGGGAAUUUCGAUCUUUGGGAUACCAAGUUGCAGAACUACCUCAACCACCUCCGGAAACCUGGCGGGCCCCACGGGAAACCGUACUCGGGGCGGUACAUCGGGUGUCUGGUCGGGGAGAUCCACCGUAUGUUACUGUACGGUGGGAUCUAUGGAAACCCUAAGAAUGAGAAAGCAAAAAAUGGGAAUUUGAGGCUACUGUAUGAAUGUGCACCAAUGAGUUAUUUGGUAGAACAAGCUGGCGGGAAAGCCAUUGAUGGUGUGCAAAGGAUUCUUGAUAUCCAACCUGAUCAGGUUCACCAACGGACUCCGAUUUUCAUAGGAAGCCCAGAUGAAAUCGAUAUCCUAGUGUCGUAUUUGGCUUGAAAUUUUCGUUCGGUUUCCAAAAUGUAAGUAUGAUUGCAGGUUAAUCGGUUAAGAUUGUCAUCGAGAUCGAAUGAUUUUGGAGUUUUUCUAGCUCUCUUGAUACAUGUUGGUUUAUUGGUUUCGACUAUUGGAUUCAUCCACCUUCUAAUUUUCAGAGGUUCCUGC